ACAGAAAGUCUUCGUAUUUGUACUCUACACCUUUCUCCGAAGCUACAAUGAAGCCGUCAAUUUUGGGUUGGGUCAUCGGCCUCAAGUAGCUAGAUACAUAAACAAAUAUACAGAUGCCUCACAUAUCCCUUCCGAUUUAAAUGUAUGAAUAUCUUUCUCUCUUUCACAUUACUUCUUCAGACUUGGUGAGCUGCUUGCUGAGGCUCAUUCUGCUAGUUGAAGAUUGUUCCCCUUGACAAACCUCCCUUUUUUCUUACGUGAUAAAACUCCUUUUAUCAUGAUUUCAACGAAAGAUAUCCCUGAAGGGACCAUUGAUGGUCGCCAGGCUGUAGCCAGCCCCCCUACUGGUAAUGUUGUAUCAAGACCAACUCCAGAAUCUCAAACCCAAGACCCGCGAAGGUAUCAACUGGAUCAAAUGAAGAAGCGUUACUCUCCUACCCAAAAUACGCUACAAGACGGCACAACAAAUCUCUUCUUUAAACUCAAACCAUCAGAUCCGGAUUUUCCUUUUGAGUUGAAUCAUCUAGCAUGCGAACUCCGGGUUCCAGCAUCUUAUCCAGAGAAACUUCCUGUCCUGCAAGUCAAGAACAAGGAUAUCCCUCGCGGAUUCGCCGUCAACAUCGAGAAGGGAUGGGAUGGGCUCGUUAGAGAUAAUCAAGGCUUUACUCUUCUAGCCUUGACUAAUGCUUUGGACAAAAACCUCGAAGCAUUCCUUUCCGAGCGAAAGGCUGAGACUUUAACCAUGGUAUCCUUCAAAGACACGCGGCAUCUUGAUAAUUUAGCAACCAAGUUAGGCGAGACUUCUGUUUCAGCAAUUAAGACGUUGCCAAAACCAGCACCGGCGCCUCGUAAGCCCUAUGUGCCAGAGGAACGUUUUACAGAGGAACAGAUUGCGGAGGCAAGGGCAAGACGCGCCGAAGACACCAGACGACUUGAGGCACGAAUGCGCCAAGUGCCUUUCUACAAGAAGUCUGCAGAUGGUGUGGUUUAUACGUUACGUCUACGACCAAGUCAACCGGAAGAGAUGCCCCAUCGAUUAAGACAUAUACAAACAGUCCAGUUAAUCGUUCCCUUACUCUAUCCCUUACAACCACCUAAGAUACUCAUCAACAAUAUCAGCUCGGAAGACGCAGAGCCCCUGGAGGAAGAGUUCACGAAGAGGGCCGCUCAACAGAAGCAUUUUGCUUUGACGACGCAUUUAAAUCACUUCGCGUGUUCUAUGCACUUGAUUGCUAAGGAAUGCGGCGUCGGAUUUACACCCAACUUUGCUCGUCUCUAUGAGAACCAGUCGGUUAAUGGUGCAGCUAAGGGUACGGGCCAAAAGGAGGCAGUUCCGCCAACCAUCGAUGAUGAGAAAAGCCACAUCCGCGUCAUCCCCCGCCCUCCCGAAUGGGACGUCGGAAACACUGCUGAGGAGUCAGAGGACUCCGACAGCGAUUACUGGGACUCGGGGGACGAGUCCGACGGCGGCGCGGCCGUCGACACGGGAGACCAGACCCAAAGCAACGACCUGGUCUUCCCGCCCGGCGAAGAGCACGUCGAGAAGGGCACCGCGAUAUCGUUCCCCAACGUCGAAUUGUCCCGCGUCGACUUCCUCGAGAUAGCGGAGCUGGGCCUCCACGUCAAGUGUCUGCGAUGCAAGACGCUGAACGUGGCGGCUCACCUGAAGCCGAACGUAGAACAGAGAGGCAGCUGUACGAAAUGCAGGGCGCCGUUGGCGUACAGAUUCCGCCCGGAGCUGGUGCAUCAGAACUCUGCUAGAGCCGGGUUCAUCGACGUGGCAGGCUGCACUGUUAAUGAUAUGUUGCCUAGUACCUUCAUCCCCACCUGCGGCCACUGCUCGCAGCCCAGCCACCAGCUCCUCGCCAUCCACCGCGAGGACAUCACCAACAUAUGCCGUCACUGCCACGCGCGCUUCACCUUCUCGAUCCCGACCGUCAAAUUCCUCGCCAUCACUCCCGGGGCCGCGCCACCGCCACCUACAUCAGCACACAGACACCGCGCAGAGGAAGGGGGGGAGCGUCUGGGCCUGCGCCCCGGCGAACCGCUGCCGGGGCGCGGCACGUGCGCGCAUUACAGGCGCUCGUACCGCUGGUUCCGCUUCUCGUGCUGCGGGAAGACGUACGCGUGCGACCGGUGCCACGACGCGGCGGAGGCGGCGGACCACGCGCAGGAAAGGGCCGAGAGGAUGGUUUGCGGCUGGUGUAGCAGGGAGCAGCGGUACGCGGUCGAUACGUGCGGGUUUUGUGGGAGGGGCGUGGUGGGUAAGAGGGGCAGGGGGUUCUGGGAGGGCGGGAAGGGGACGAGGGAUAAGGGGGUGAUGAGUCGGAAGGAUAAGAGGAAGUUUAGGCGUGUUGGGGGGAGUGAGGGGGCUAAGGGGCGGUGGGUGUAGGGGAUGGCUGUGUGAGUUUGGCGGAGAUUGUAUCUGUGUCUGUGUUUGUACUGAUGAUUUGAAGGUGAUGAUGAGGUCUGUUCUAUGUGCUGCGGAAUAAGGCCUAGAGCUGUUGAGCUAGUCUCGGGUCAAACUCUGUCAGCAGCUUCCACGAUUAAUAUUGUCUCUGGCUAUUCACACAGACGCCCGUAUAUACGACUGCUAAUGAUACGUUUUACCCCUAACA
Annulohypoxylon truncatum is the source of this 2618-nucleotide messenger RNA. RefSeq lists its product as uncharacterized. The transcript is spliced from 2 exons. Bases 278 to 2392 code for a protein of 704 amino acids. Gene Ontology annotation, molecular function: zinc ion binding. The record is from RefSeq and is a predicted model, not a curated record. Lineage: Eukaryota; Fungi; Ascomycota; Sordariomycetes; Xylariales; Hypoxylaceae.